Molecule: messenger RNA, 1011 nt
Organism: Cajanus cajan (pigeon pea)
Lineage: Eukaryota; Viridiplantae; Streptophyta; Magnoliopsida; Fabales; Fabaceae
Gene: PRXQ
Product: Thioredoxin superfamily protein
Biological process (GO): cellular response to oxidative stress; cell redox homeostasis
Cellular component (GO): chloroplast thylakoid membrane; cytoplasm
Molecular function (GO): thioredoxin peroxidase activity
Source: RefSeq, a predicted model, not a curated record
AGUUAAGGUUGGGGUCAGAAUUUGUCCACGCCAGAAAGGCAAUCCACCAGCUACCAGCCAUUGACGCUUUUCCUUAUCUCUCUUUCCAUCCCAACACUUUCCAUUUGGCUUCUCACCAAUGGCUUCCCUCACUCUCCCAAACCACUAUCUUCCCACCUUGCUUCGCCCUCACUCUGCCACCAACCCAUCUUCCCAAAACCUCCCUCUUCCUUCCACGCCACCAAAUUCUCACUUUUUCGGCCUCAAGUUAUCUCAUUCUGCCGUUUCCUCAAUUCCUUCUUCUUCUUCACUUAAACCCUCCAUUUUCGCCAAGGUCAGUAAAGGCUCAAAGCCACCGAAUUUCACACUCAAAGAUCAGAAUGGAAAGAAUGUGAGCCUCGCCAACUUCAAAGGAAAACCGAUAGUUGUGUAUUUCUACCCUGCUGAUGAGACUCCUGGCUGUACCAAACAGGCUUGCGCUUUCAGGGAUUCAUAUGAGAAGUUCAAGAAAGCAGGAGCAGUGGUUGUUGGGAUAAGUGGAGAUGAUCCUUCCUCUCACAAGGCAUUUGCCAGCAAGUACAAACUUCCAUUUACAUUGUUGAGUGACGAGGGUAACAAAGUGAGGAAAGAAUGGGGAGUGCCGGGUGAUUUCUUUGGAUCGUUGCCUGGAAGAGAGACUUAUGUUAUUGACAAAAAUGGGGUGGUUCAGCUCGUCUACAAUAACCAGUUCCAACCAGAAAAGCAUAUUGAUGAGACCCUCAAAAUACUUCAGAGCCUUUGAGGCUUCUGAUUCUUUUGCUUUCUAUGAAAGUUUGUAACCACUGUAAUUAUGUAGCUGAUUUUGGAGCCUUUGAUCACAUUCACAUGAAGGUCAUGAUAACUAUUCUCCUAUAGAGAGCAAACAUUUAUAACCUCUCCGGAUGGAAAUAAUGCCUUCAUUUGCCACAAAUACAGUGAGAUUAUGUAUGUAUCUUUUGCACAUCGUGUGUUUAGCUUCAAUUAAUAAAGUGACCAUCCAUUAUAAUUUCUAUA